CGGACAGAGCAAAACAAAACUAGUUUCGAUUUUAAACGUGUGCUGAUUUGAUUUGUCGAAGAAUAGUCUAAUUAAAAUGUAAAUAUUAAAUCAUAGUUAGUUGUUUAAUGUAAUCUAAGAUUGAAUUCAUUGUACUAGAAUAACAAAAGUGACAGAUACAGGUGGCAAUAGGAUAUAUAUAUUUAAGUAGCGUGAGAACGAUCUGUACGCGGAAGAUGGCAUGGUUAUAUGAGAAUCCAUUCACACUAGAGAGUUUGGAAAGAAAUAAGAUGGAACUGACUUUAGGUAUUUUACAACUAUCUUACGCCUUUAGAAAAGCUAAAACAGAUCUCGGAUGCUUACAUGGUUCAUCACGAAACUAUGAUGACAUUGGACAGUUUGAGCACCAGCCUCAAUCGCAGAGUCAACGACGAAAUUCAAUAUUGUACGAUUGUCGGCAACCGAUCAAACUUAAACCGCGUUAUUCAUCGUACGGAGAUGAAUACAGUGGUUCACCCCAGAGUUUGUCCCAGGAGUUCAGCUCGGGAGUGCGCUACAAAAGUACUGGUCGUCCCGCGAGGGAUACCCGCCUGUUGGAUUUUAGCCCAGAUUCAGAAUGGCUUGCGGAAACAGAAAAGUCUAAGGAAUUGCAAGAUGAGGGACUUUCGAAAGAAACAAGCGAUCUAAGGAGACAGUUGGAUGAAUCCGAGUUCAAAGAACGAGCAGCAAAUCAUCAACUGCAGCAGACCCAAGAUAAGUUGAAGAAAACAAAAGAUGAAUUUGAGGAAACUAAAACAAGACUAAAUGAAGCGCUCCAGGGAAAAGAUACAAACCUUAAGAAAAUACAGAAGGAAAACAGUGAUCUAAGGAAAAAGUUGGGGGAAUUCGAAUCUAAUGAAGCGUCAUUCAAUCAGCAGUUGCAACAGGUGCGCAGUAAAUUAAAGACAACAACCGCAGAGUUGGAGGACACCAAAACAAGGCUUAAUGCAGUGCAAAACACUAUUAAAGUUCAGGAAAAGACUCAAUUCUCGUACUCAAAAGAGUCACCGGAGAUAACUGACCUAAGAAAACAGUUAAAGACUGUAAUAUCUAUGGAGGCUAUCGUCAGAAAUCUAUUGGAAGAGACCGAGGAGAAAUUGCGUAGAACAAGAGACGAAUUGGAUAUAGCUAAAUCAAGGUUAACGGAGGUCCAAGAGAUGAACAUGCAUAAGGAAAAAAUAAACGCACAAAAGCUAAGUGACAUGGCAGAAUCAUUGAAGAAAUCACAAUAUUUGGAGACAAAAUUAAAACGACUGCUACAAGAGGCCCAGGAUCAGUUAACAGCAACACAGCAAUCUCAAGGCAGAAAAACAAAGAUUGCGGUAAUCGAAAAGUGUUCGGAAUUGCGAGAUCAAGGGCAUUCGCAAGAAAACAGAGAUCUAAGGAAAGAGUUGGAGAUUUCCGAGUUUAAAGAACGAGCAUCAAAUCAUCAGCUGCAGCAGACCCAAAAUAAGAUGAAGAAAACUGAAGAUGAAUUGGAGGAAACAAAGAAAAAACUAAAUGAAGCGCUUCAGGAUAGUGAAACAAACCUUAAGAAAAUGGAGAAGGAAAACAGUGAUCUAAGGUCAAAGUUGGAGAAAUCGAAAUUUUCCGAAGCGUCAUUAAAUCACCAGUUGCAACAUAUGCACAAUAAGUUACAGUCAACAGCGGCCGAGUUGGAGGACGCCGAAACAAGGCUAAAUAACGCAAAUCAGAUAAUCGUUCAUCGUGAUCAAAGAGACACACAAAAGCAAAAUGACAUAGCAGAAGCUUUUAAGAAAUCACAAUUGAUGGAAGCAGAAUUAAAACAACUGCUACAAGAGUCCGAGGAUCGGUUCAAAGCAACACAGCAAUCGGAAAGCAGGAAAACAAAGCUUGCGGAAACAGAAAAGUCUAAGGCAUUGCAAGAUGAGGGACUUUCGAAAGAAACAAGCGAUCUAAGGAAACAGUUGGAUAAAUCCGAGUUCAAAGAACGAGCAGCAAAUCAUCAACUGCAGCAGACCCAAGAUAAGUUGAAGAAAACAAAAGAUGAAUUAGAGGAAACUAAAACAAGACUAAAUGAAGCGCUCCAGGGUAAAGAUACAAACCUUAAGAAAAUAGAGAAGGAAAACAGUGAUCUAAGGAAAAAGUUGGGGGAAUUCGAAUCUAAUGAAGCGUCAUUCAAUCAGCAGUUGCAACAGGUGCGCAGUAAGUUAAAGACAACAACCGCAGAGUUGGAGGACACCAAAACAAGACUAAGUAAGCUCAUGGGGCAAAAGUUGACAGACAACAAUCCGAACAUCACCGACCUUUCCGACCAGAAUCGCCCAAUGAAACUUGGUGAGCGUUUCUCGGAGUUGUACGACAAUGAAUGGACAGAUGCUUUUGAAGUUUUGCGGUCGAUUUAUAAAGACGAAAAAACUACUGUUUUAACGCUUUUAACAAUUUUAAAGGAAGCCGAUAAGUUUUGCAGAGCAGAAGCCGAGAAGCAAAUAGAAUGUCUGAGAAGAGAUCUAACAUUACAAUUAGAAACGGAUGGAUCAAAUAUUCCCAGUUUGAUAAAUAAACAGCUCAAGGAUUUCCGCAAAGCGCUGGGAUCGGACGCAGGGCAACGACUGUUGGCGAUCUACAUUAAAAAGCUCUCUCAAUCCAGCUCCGCGUCCGCACGUGACGCCUUGCGCGUGGAAACGUUCCUGAGAGAAGCGUUCACGCUGUGUUGGCUGAUGAGCAUACAGGAUCCACCUGUUGUGUUUGACCGUCUUCUACAGCACGGAGAAACGUUCAACAUGGAAUUGUAUCGGGCUUACACAAAGGGUGGUCCGCUAGUGGAUUUUCAAGUGUGGCCAACACUUUUCCUACAUGAGGGUGGAGCCGUCUUGUACAAAGGGGUAGCUCAAGGGUGUGAAAAGUGAACAGCCGGUCAUAUUGAUUAGAAAAAAUAAAUGAAUUAUACACCGAUUGUAGUAAAAUCUUAAAUAGUUCAUUACAUAAACGGAUCGAGAUCUUCUUUUAUCUUAUACUAUUGUGUUAUACAAAAUAAAUUCAUGAAUGCGUGCGCACUUGAUCAUACACUUUUACAUGGGAUAUACUUGUAUAUUAUACUGAAUACUGGUUCUCUAUUGUUUGAAACACUUUUCACUUUAAACACACAAUGAACCAUACAGUGUUUGCUAUCAAUGUAAGCCGAGCUCUUAUGCAUAAAGAAGGAUUGGUAUAUAUUAUAAUCCGUUUUACAUUUUAUUUGAAGUGUUGAUGUACUUUAAUCCGUAUUUUAUUUUGUUUGAAGUGUUGAUAAAUUUUAAUCAGUAUUUUAUUUUAUUUGAAGUGUUUUUAUAUUAUCAUCCGUUUUGUAUUUUGUUUGAAGUGUUGAUAUAUUAUAAUCUGUAUUGUAUUUUAUUUAAAGUCGCGAGUCCUUAUACUUGUCUCACACGUUUUAUGCGAAUUACCUUUGUAAUAAGUUAGGUGUAUUUUUUAAGUGUAUCGUUAAUACGCUUCUUAGUUAAAUUGAUUUAAACGUUGUUUAUAUUUUGGUCUAUGCUAUGACGAUAAAAAGUUUGUGUUAGUGUUAUUUAUUUGUCAAAGAAGCAUAUUAUAUUACCCGAGCAUCGCUUAGCAUUUCUAUAUAUUUAUUUAGAGUUGUUGUGGGCAAUGUUUAUUUUGUGGAGAUCAUUUCAGGAAUAUUAUUUUUGCAUAAAAAAUACAACUAUCAUUAACUAAAAUGCGUUACUUGGACGAAUACCAACUAUUUAGUAUUGAAUUAUAACAUUUCCCGAAACCACUGUCGCGUCUUAGACCACCUUAAUAUGUAGAGACCUAAUCAAUGUUUGCUCAAUGACAAGAUUGCUGCUUAGCAAAGCCCAGCACUGAUUGCUCCUAUAUAUAACGUGAAAAACAUUAACGAACUUUCGAUAAACGUCUGGAUGCGUUUCCUCAAGGUUGCUAAUUUCCUGCAAAUAGUAAUAAGCAGAUCGCAGUUAAUUGAAGUGCCCAGCAGCAGCAAAAACGGAUAGACGGACACUGCCUGCAAAUGCAUCAGCCAACAUCUAGAAAGAUUCGCUUUGAUCAACGCCCUUACCAUACGCUGAUAAUGCUGCCAUAAUUGGCUUGUAUGAAGGUCUGGCAAAGUUCAUGUUUCUUCUUCUCUGUAGACGACUCGAAAUUGAUUACACAUCUCAGAACAUGUAGCAUCUGCUAGCGUCGUCUCGCCUAUUAGAAAUAAGAGUACAAUUCCUCGGCUUGAUCAAGCAGUAUCUUAAUAUCGGGACAUUCCUGUGUCAUUUCGGCUAUAAGCUUGCUGUGUAGGCACUUGCUAACAAGUAAAUAGUCCCGCAAAUCCCUCUUUCCAUCGCAUACUUAUCAUCAUCUUUAGGACGACCAGAUUUUCUUCGUUUGAUAUCGGGAAAAUGUUGAAACUCUAUUGGCGCAGAUUCGGAAGACGGAACACUUCCACUACAUAAAUGAUGAUAACGUCUGCUGCAUGUAAAUCUCGUUAAAGGUAUUCAAUCCGUCCCUAUACAGUAAGUCCCGACUCAUCCGAACGUGAACUGCAGACCUCUAAAAUAGUCGCCACAAAUUGGUCGGCACGUACCCAGCUUAAAUGCCUUGUGUCCAAUUCAACCACACAAACACAGAGUAUGCAGUCUUUAUCUUUUUCAAAACCUCAACUUGAUUGCCUUAAGCUUCUCUUCUGUACAUAACUACAAUUUUGCUUUGCAACAUUACUUUUAAUGUUUUUAUCAUAUGUGUACUGCAAACGAUAUGUUUUACGAACUUUUAUACCAGCCUUAAUAGCAAGAUCGUCCUCCCGCUUCUAUAUAGCUUCAUUUAUUCCCUUCACUCCCUUCCACUGAAUAGCAAUCCAAUCAUUCAUGGAAUUCUCAAUCUCCUCCUUGCAUAUUGGACACACAUUUUUCUUGACUGUCUUAGCACUUAUUAUUAAAUAAUUUAUGAAAACAGAGGCACGAAUUACAUUAUACUGGCAAUGCUGACGAAAGCUUUAGACAAACAACAUGUGUGAGCACACGCAGGACUGAUAUGUUUCUACAAUUGUGGUCCGUAUUUUUAUAUUUUUUUGUUUAUGACGCUAAAGCGCCAAUAUCGGAAUGGAUACUUUAUAAAAGGUUUCACUGGGGAUUUUUUUUUAAACAACUUGAAAAACUGCUUAUUACAAAAUUACGAUACAAAUUAUAACAAAUAAAUUAUUAUGCUCUUUUGUCCCAAUACCCAGUCACCACCAUUUGCUUAUCUUUAAUGUUUAUAUCUUUAAAUGAGGAAAUUGCAAUAACGCUGAUGCAUUUGGAAAAUGAUAAUGGUAGACUGAUCUUUGACUUACAUGCCGUGUAUGAACAAUCAAGAUUUUACGAAAACACAUCUUUUACAACUGGGUAAAAUGUCUAAAAGAAUGAAUUUUUUUACAAAAUAAAUUGCAUUCAAAGUUAAUAAUACCUACAUACGGAUAGAUAAACCUAAUACCUCACUUUAAUAGCACUGUGUUAUUGUAUGUUUAAAUUGUGUCUGCUUAUUUCAAUGCAAAUAAAAGUGUGCACUUAUCAUCAAGGGAGGGAACUUUUCAAAACGUUUUAUAUAAGACACUGGCUGUUUCAUGUGUUGAUGUUAUGCGUAGUUAUUAUUUCACUCAUGUGAAUAAUCAAAGUAAUAACAAACACUUAUGUGCGCUAUACUAUUUAAUGAUGUUACUACGUUUGUGGCUCGAGUGAGACUGGCUUAUCAGCCUACUGUACAAUGUAAUAGUAAGGUUAUCAAGCAUGCAGCUAUCUAUAGUAUGUAUCUAGUUACAGUGUACGACAUCCUUUGUUGUGUAAAGAGGAAAUUUCUCUUCAAUACAAAUAUGUUACAACAUAUUAACAAUCAAUCAUAUUUAUGUUUAUAUUAAUAAGCACAUAAAACGACCAACAUAUAUAUAUAUUGAACUUGUUAAUACUAAUAAUUUGAUGUGUUGAUCAAUGUAACAUACCCAUAAACAUAAACAACAUUCUGAACAUUUAUUUAGUCCAUUCAUUUUCUUCGUAUCGCUGUCUCGGCUGCACUAUUCUUCCUGAUCGUGUCUGUUAAGGGGAAAUGGGCUUAUAUACAGGUAAAGAGGGAUGUUGAAUAUUCAUUGCACUAUUGUUUGUUGGUUGUUUGACCUGUUUAUCAGUGCUUGAAUGAUAUUUUGCAAUCACAUCCGGUGUAAAAUCUGAUACCCCUGGGAAAUCCUCAUUGGUUCUGAUGAGGUAGCGGCGAUUUCUCCUGUAUACCUGACCAGAAGGUGCUUGUAUUAUGUAAGAGUUAGCAUUAUGUAUUUCGUUAACCUUACCUGGUUUCCAGAGUUUUCCUACCUGGAACCUCACACAUUCAUUCAAAUGUAAUCUGGGGAGUGGUUUUUCGGUUUUUUCAUAUUUGUUCUUUUGUUUUGUUUUUGGAAGUUUGAAUUGAAGAUCAGACAAAGUUUGGGUUAACGACUUUGGGAAGAAGCUGGGGAAUCGUUGAAGCAUAAUUGACCUAGUUCUCCUACUCAACAGCAACUGCACGGGUGAUUGAUUGCAAUCUGAGAGUGGAGUGUUCUUAUACUCUAGCAAGGCUAAGUAUGGUUCAUGGCCACUGUCUUUUGCUUUCUGUAGCAGCCUUUUUACAGUCUGCACUGUCCGUUCAGCAAGUCCGUUUGACUUUGGAUGAUGUGGACUAGAUGUGACAUGCUCAAUAUGCCAUAAUUUGACAAAGUUUCGAAAUAUGUCCGAUGAAUACUGAGGUCCGUUGUAACUGAAAGUACGAAUCGGGGUGCCAUGGGUACUGGAGCGUGACUUCAGUUUUCUGACAACUGUUGUGGACAACAUGUCCGGAAAUUUGUCUAUUUCAAAGUAUCUGCUGUAGUAGUCAACUACGAGCAAAUAGUAAUUUCCAUCAAAAUGGAAUAUAUCUGUGGCAACCUCCUGCCAUGGACCUUGUGGAAUUUCAUGGGGUGCAUGUUAACUGUUUUUUUUGGUUUGUGUUUCUAUGCGAUAAGCAAAUUAUACAGCUCAUUAUGUACUCAGUAAUUUGCUUGCACAUUCCUGGCCAGUACAUAACAUCUUUGGUUCUUUGUGUGCUUUUUUCAAUACCCAUGUGACCUAAAUGAACUCGUUCUAACAUGUGUGGUCGGAGUCGCUUGGGAAUGAUCAGUCUCUGCCCUCUAAAAAUUAGGUCAUCGGCUGCCGAAAGUUCGUCCCUGUGAUUGAAAUACUCCCGUAUCAAGUCAAGGCAAUCUGACCUAGAACUUCGCCAUCCUCUAAGUAUAGUCUGUUUCAGGGCAAUCAUCUGUAGGUCAGUUCUUGUCUCGUUUCUCAUGUUUUCAAGACUUCGGUCAGUAGAGGUCAUGCUCGAGAGCACCGGGUGAACGUGUAGGUCAAGACCGUCGAUUUCAGAACAGUCUGACAUUGGCUGUCGUGACAGGAAAUAGCCGAUGGGAACUUCUUUCCCGCUCACAUGUCUUACAUCAAGGUCAUAUUUUUGCAAACUAAGCAUCAUCCUUUGCAAACGAGGUGGUGCUGCAUGUAAUGGCUUCUUCAUGAUCGCAGACAAGGGCUUAUGGUCAGAAUAAACAAUAACAUGUCUGCCAUAUAUGUACUGGUGAAAACGCUGGCAUACGAACUAUAGCUAGCAUUUCACAUUCAAUGUUUGCAUAAUUUCGUUCUGUCUGUGUCAAUGUGUUAGAUGCAUAUGCAACUGGCUGACCAUCUUGCAUGAUCGCUGCACCUUCACCGUUCAGUGAAGCGUCACAUUCAAUGUAAACCGGCUUCUUGGGGUCAAAGUAAGCUAACACCGGGCUUUGUGUUAUGAAAUGUUCGUGUAUUAAAGAUUUUAAUGAUCGUAAUCUAAUAUUAACUAAAAAAUUGCUAAAACAAGGCUUUUUGUAUCAUAACCUAAGAAAUAAAUUUGCUAGAUUUUACUCUAUGUAUGGUGAUUUAAUUUCAAAAUAUAAUGUUUCUUUAAAAUGGCAUUUAAAUAAUGGAAUCUCCCAUCCAUCAUUUUACGGAGAUGUUUUGAAGCGUGUCCGCAAAUUAAAAUAUGUUAAACCAAAUGUUCAUAUUAAAAUUUUCAAUUUAAUUAACUUGUUUUUAUCAAAAGGAUACGAUGCUUAUGUACUUAAAAACACGUGUUUGAUGGUUUUCGAUUCACUAUAUCUUUCUUCCCUUAAAAUUUGGAAUCAUUAGUGAUAUAGGCAUUUUUCACUGUUGAAUAAAAUUGUGUCAUUGUGUCGUAUGAACAAAUCUGCAUGAAUACUACAUUAUAGGCAUUUUUCACUGUUGAAUAAAAUUGUGUUAUUGUGUCGUAUGAACAAAUCUGCAUGUAAACUACAUUUGGACUCAAAUCGUACAUCAAAUCAUUUCUGUCUUCAGUUGUCAAAACACCUAUAAACUGUUUGAUUCCAAUAAUGUCGCUUUAAUGGAAUUACCAUUUUUAUUCAUUUGCUUCUUAAUAUUAAAUCACCUAAACUUGUUUUAUUAGUAGCACAGCCCUAUUUAUAUUUUUAUUUAGUACUGCCCUUGGAAUUUGUUCACGUCAUUAUGUCAUUAUGGAUUUUUGUGACGUCAUACGACCGACUUUCCCAGUUGUAAUCUACAUGCAUAGGUCAUUGGGUUUAUAACGUUCCAUUUUAUUUAUAUUUUCUCUCUGAUAGGCGUUUCUUGUUUGAUUUAAUUAUUUUGUAUUUGUUUAGCAGUCACAUAAACAACCAAGCUAUGUAACAUGGAAUUUUUACACCCAUUAUUGCUGCUUCUUCCUGUAUUUGCGCGAUGAUUAUUUGAGAUAUUAACUCUAUGAUUCUAUAUUCUCAAAUCUUUUCUAUAAAGAAGGAAUGUAGUUGACAAUUGUUAGUUUUAUUUGAUCGUUCGUCAAAAAGUUGUAAUUCUGUUACUCUUGUAUCUUCAAUGCAAUUGAGUAAUUAAAUAGUAAUUAAAUUGAA
Messenger RNA from Dreissena polymorpha, 8917 nucleotides. RefSeq names its product myosin-9-like. The record is from RefSeq and is a predicted model, not a curated record. Gene Ontology annotation, biological process: mitochondrial protein catabolic process; mitophagy by internal vacuole formation. Gene Ontology annotation, cellular component: mitochondrial outer membrane. Lineage: Eukaryota; Metazoa; Mollusca; Bivalvia; Myida; Dreissenidae. Bases 216 to 2888 code for a protein of 890 amino acids. The transcript is spliced from 16 exons.